Thlaspi arvense is the source of this 4673-nucleotide messenger RNA. Lineage: Eukaryota; Viridiplantae; Streptophyta; Magnoliopsida; Brassicales; Brassicaceae. The record is from the annotation of a GenBank genome assembly.
GCGGCUUUUUGGCGUCACCAAUCGCACGUGCCACCGACCAUACUUGUUUCCGGUCGUCGUUGCUGCUGCCAAUUGAAUUUCCUCAGGUUGGAGCAACUCUCCCAUUAUAAUAUAUGUGGGGAUGAUGGCGCAUGGUGAGAAUAUGAUUGUGCAGAAUCGCCAAUUACGGAAUGCUACGCGAGUAAGGAUUUAUGCAAUCUUGGCGAAGAAGAUAGCUCCAAGGAGUGGUGAUGGUGUCUCUCAACUGCAACAAAAGUUGUUGCUUUUCACAAACUGGGUAGACGCUAAGCUGGUCAUGGUGGCCAAAUCAGAGAGGGACUACGCAAACCUGGAAGAUCUUGAACCCCGCAUUGAUUCUCUUCUCAGAUCAGCUAUACGGCACCAGCAGCAGCAGCGUGCUGCAAGUGCUGUCCCACUCACUGGAGGUGACUGUUUUUGGAGUGACACUUGUUUAUGAAUACACAUAUAUAUAUAUAUAUAUAUAUAUCCUCUUCUCACUCUUUCUUCUUCUGAUGCAGCUUUUCCUGCUUCAUCACCCAAUUACCAGAUGGUUGACGUUUCUAGGCCCAACAAUUUUACUCACCACUUGCCUACUUCAUCUCUACCUUUCGCUGCUUCUGCUAAUCCCUACGGAGUUGUAUCCUCAUCAAUGCACCCCAAUCCCAAUCCUGUGCUGACUCUUGACCCUACCUUCACUAGUAAUCUCUCGAAUCCGCAACCAAUGCCACACACUCCAUUGCUAAAUCAUCAUCAUCAUCAUCUCGGGAAUCAAGGUAAUUUCGCUCAGGCGAGGCCACCACUCUUUCACCAGCAAGCCCAAAGGCAACAUUCUCAACAACCGCUCUUCUAUCCUGCUCAACUGCAAAAUCAACAUCAAUUACAAUACGAUCAGACUCAGCUUGCUCCUCCUCUCAAGCAUGGAUUAAGCUUGGACGUAUACAAAGAAGCUCUCCAGAAACAGGCCAUUAAUGGAUUCAUACCAUCCAAGUUGAAUCCUGGUGCCCAAAUUGCAUCUACUCAGCUGCCGCAUCCUCCCUCGGCAUCAGUCCUGGUUCCAACGCAGCCAGCUCUACAGAACUCGACGAACAAUCAUGGAGAGAGACGACAACAAGAUACUGGGGCUAGCUUAUGUCCUAUGCAGCCCCAAGUUGUCCAUCCCUGCUCUUCUGCAAGAGCCCCUAUAAUCGCCCAAACUGCUGAGAGCAAACGUCUUCCGGAUGCAUCAAGCUGUAAACAGGUCAACGGAGACGAUAUGCAACAGAUUCGGUGGCUUCUGUUGCUGAUCCAUGCACGUUAUUGCAGCGCAGAACAAGGUAAGUGUAAGAGCGAGUUCUGCUUACCUGUCCAAAAGCUAUGGGAACAUAUGAAACGCUGCAAGGUCCCUGACUGCACAUAUCCACGCUGUCCUAAAACUCGGAGAUUGCUUAUUCAUUACACCACCGAGUGCAGGAACAAAUCGUGCCCUGUCUGUGUACGCGUCAAAAAAUUCAUAAUGAAGCAUAAACGUCGACCCAGUGAAUCUAUAUCUGUUGAUGAGGAUCUGCAACCCCCAGUUAAGCGCCUGAAAAUAGAGCAACCUGAGACGGAGACAGAGAGCAUUUCGGUGUCAGUAUGUGGUCAUGCUAGUUCAAUCGGUAAGCAAGAAAGAGAUGGUCUGCAAAGUGAUGACUACAAAAGUGUCAGAGUUGAGGUUAGGCCUAUGGACGUAGAUGCUGCUGCUGAAGAUAUUCCCAAGGGCAGGGAUGAUGGUGAAUCUGCUAUGGAUGACAAAAAAGACAGAGUUGAGGUUAGGCCUACGGACGUAGAUGUUGCUGAAGAUAUUCCCAACAAAAGUGUCAGAGCUGAGGUUAGGCCUAUGGACAGAGAUGUUGCUGAAGAUCUUCCCAAGGGCAGUGAUGGUGAUGAAAAAAACGCUUGUUUACCAAAGGAAGAGAAUGUGGACGCGUCCAAGAUGGAAAUCUCCUCACUCGUUGAAUUGUUUACUCCAGAGCAAGUCAAGGAGCAUAUCCGCGGCCUUCGUCAAUGGGUAGGCCAGAGUAAAACCAAGGCUGAGAAAAACAAAGCAAUGGGGGGAUCCAUAUCUGCGAAUGCUUGCCAGUUAUGUGCUGUUGAGAGGCUCGUAUUUGAGCCACUGCCUAUUUACUGCUCACCCUGUGGUGUACGCAUCAAGAGAAAUGCCUUUCACUAUAGUGUUGCGGCUGGUGAGUCAUGGCAUUAUGUCUGCGCUACUUGCUACAAUGAAUCCCGUGAAAACUCUGUUUCUGUUGAUGGAACUUGUAUACCAAAAGCAAGGCUUGAGAAGAAGAAAAAUGAUGAACAAGUUGGAGAAGGGUGGGUGCAAUGUGAUAAGUGUCAAGCGUGGCAGCAUCAAAUUUGUGCUUUAUUCAACAGCCGAAGAAAUCAUGGCGAAGCCACCAAGUACACUUGUCCUAGUUGCUAUAUACAAGAGGUGGAACAGGGAGAAAGAAGACCUUUGCCACAGAGUACCAUUCCAGGGGCAAAAAGUUUACCAGUUACUAGUCUUAGCAACCACAUAGAGCAGCGCUUAUUCAAAAACUUAAAGAAGGAAAGACAAGAGAGGGCUAGACUUGAAGGAAAAAGUUACGAGGAGGUCCCUGGAGCCGAAUCACUAUCUGUCAGAGUUGUGGCAUCGGUUGACAAAGUAUUAGAAGUGAAGGAGCAUUUCCUUGAGCUUUUCCGAGAAGAAAACUAUCCAUCUGAAUUCCCUUAUAAGUCCAAGGCCAUAUUGUUGUUUCAGAAGAUUGAGAGUGUGGAAGUAUGCUUAUUUGGCAUGUUCGUCCAGGAAUUUGGAGCAAAAUGUGGACCUCCGAAUCAGCGGCGGGUAUACCUUUCGUAUCUGGACUCGGUUAAGUAUUUCAGACCUGAGGUUCGAACAGUGUCUGGAGAAGCCCUUCGCACGUUUGUGUACCAUGAGAUUCUGAUUGGUUAUCUCGACUAUUGUAAGAAGCGUGGUUUUACAAGCUGCUACAUAUGGGCAUGCCCCCCACUCAAGGGUGAAGAUUAUAUUCUAUACUGUCAUCCUGAAAUCCAGAAGACGCCCAAGACUGACAAACUAAGGGAAUGGUAUUUAGCAAUGCUAAGGAAAGCUUCAGAGGAAGAUGUGGUGGUCGAAUGUACAAACCUCUAUGAUCACUUCUUUGUGCAGCCUGGCGAGUGUAGAGCUGACGUAACUGCUGCAAGGUUGCCGUAUUUUGAUGGGGACUACUGGCCAGGUGCUGCUGAGGAUUUGAUCAAACAAAUGAGCCAAGAAGGUGAUGGUGGGAGUGGGACUAAGUUAAAUCGAACCAAAAAGGUCAUUUCCAAGAGAGCCCUUAGAGCAGUUGGCCAGUUGGACCUCUCUGUUAAUGCCUCCAAGGAUCUGCUGAUGAUGCAAAAACUCGGUCAGAUCAUCUGUCCGAUGAAGGAAGAUUUUAUCAUGGUUCAUUUGCAACAUUCCUGCAAGCACUGUUGCUCUCUCAUGGUAUCUGGGAAUCGCUGGGUGUGCAAUCACUGCAAGAACUUUCAGAUCUGUGACAAGUGUAACCAAAUGGAACAGAAGCGCGCAGAAAAAGAGAGACAUCCAAUCAAUCAGAAAGUGAAGCACACACUGUCUCCUGUGGCCAUCAAAGGCGUUCCCUUUGAGAUUGAAGACGAAGAUGGCAACAUCGAGAGCGAGUUCUUUGAUAACAGACAAGCUUUCCUGAGUCUUUGCCAAGGCAACAACUAUCAGUACGACACACUAAGGCGGGCGAAACAUUCAUCCAUGAUGAUACUCUAUCAUCUUCACAACCCAAGUGCCCCUGCAUUCGCAACGACAUGCACCAUCUGCCAACAAGAAGUUGAAAAUUCUCAAAUCUGGCACUGCCAAGUUUGUACGGGCUAUGAUGUCUGCAAUGCAUGUUACCCUAAGGCGUCUACAAACCAUUCACAUAAGCUGAUAAGCCGUUCGUCUGCUACGGAAACUAGUGUACAACAGAACGGGCAAGCUAACCAAACCGAGCUUGAGAAGGCAAGAGAACUGCUGGUACACGCAAUUGCAUGCCGCUCUCCAAAGUGUCUAUAUGGAAGGUGUCAAGAUAUGAAAAGACUGUUCAGACAUUGUGUAGCAUGUAAGAUUGGUGCUGCAAAUUGCCGCCAUUGUAAGAGUUUUGGGAGACUCCUCAAACUCCAUGCCCGCUGCUGUAGAGAUCCUCAGUGCACUGUCCCUAAAUGCAGAGACUUCAGAGCGAUUAGUAGUAGACAGCAGCGGCAGUCAGACAAAAGGCGUAGAGCCGCUGUAAUGGAGAUGAUGCAGAAAAGGGCUGCUGAAGCCACCCAAACUUGUUCCUGAAGCCAUCUGAUCAAGACAUGCUUGCUCCUCAAUCUGAUAAACAAGAAAAGGUUCUUUUGUUGGCUUUGGGGUGUAUAAGCAAGAAGUAGAAGCAAACAAGGAGCUUAGUCGUCUCUUGAGCAGAGCUGCUAAUUAUAAGUUAGAUUAGAGGAGGUACAUAUAUAUAUAUCUAUGGAAUUAAGGUAUAGAUUUCCCAAAUGAAAGAUGUAGGUUUUUUGGUGAAUCUUUGAUUUUGACAUCUAUAUUCAUGUUCUUUGUAUUCGCUGCGAACUUUCAUCUUAUUUGUCUAUCGAUUCUUUUUGUAAAUAACGAUGGGAACAUGACAAUAUAUUUCCUUCAUUAA